This is a messenger RNA of Naumovozyma castellii, 3105 nucleotides long. It is a transcript of the gene AIM3, whose product is annotated as Aim3p. Bases 1 to 3105 code for a protein of 1034 amino acids. The transcript has a single exon. NCBI's taxonomy places the organism in Eukaryota, Fungi, Ascomycota, Saccharomycetes, Saccharomycetales, Saccharomycetaceae. The record is from RefSeq and is a predicted model, not a curated record.
AUGAGUGGCUUCUGGGAGAAUAACAAGGAUUCCAUCAAGUCCGGACUGGUAUCCGCUGGUAAAAUGGGGUACCAGGGGACCAAAUUCGUAGCCAAGACAGGUUAUCAAGCAGGUAAGAAACAAUACAAGAGUAGUAAAGAUAAAAGAGAUAAGAAGCAAGGAAAGGGAAGACGCAAGCAUAGGAAACAUGGGAAGAAGAGUAAAGAUAGUGAAAGUGAAUACAGUAGUGACGAUGAAAGUGAUUAUGAACCGGAACCAACAAGAGUGGAAAAUUUAAAGGAUCCAAGAUCAUUCCCACCACCACCUUUAAAACCGGGACAAGCACAGUAUGCAUCGUCCAAUGGUAGUUCUCAAGGUUCUUUCCCACAGCAACAAAUGCAAUACCAGCAAAAUCAGGGUCAGAUGAAUCAAUUUCAACCUCAAUUCCAGCAACAGCAACAACCAAUGAUGCAACAGAAUCAAUCUCAACCUCAAUUCCAACAACAACCGCAAUUCCAACAACAAAUGAAUCAAUCUCAACCUCAAUUCCAACAACAAGCUCAAUUCCAACAACAACCAAUGAUGCAGCAAAACCAAUCUCAACCUCAAUUCCAACAACAACCAAUGAUGCAAAUGAAUCAAUCUCAAUCGCAAUCUCAAUUUGAACAACAACCAAUGAUGCAACAGAACCAGUCCCAACAACAAUUUCAACAACCGCAGCAAAUGCAACAGAAUCAGUCACAACAAUUCCAACAACAACAGCAACAACCUCAAUUUCAGCAGCAACCUCAGUUCCAGCAACAGCCACAACAAUCACAACCUCAGCAGAACGUCUAUGGUCAACCUAACCAGCCACAAUCAGAUGGGCAAUUAAAUCAACCCAUACAACCACAACAAGAACAACCACAGCAACAGGUACCAAUGCAACAGAAUUUCCAGCAACAAUUGAAUCAGCAGCUCCAACAAACUUUUACGCCUGUUUCACAGGACAAUUCUUUCCAAAAUAAUGAGGUUCCUAGAGCUGGAAUGCCGCUACCUACACAACAAUCACAAUAUAACCAGAAUCAAGAAUUCGCAAGACCAGGUUUACCAUCCCCAGGAAUGAAUCAACAAGGACCAUCAAUUCCAGGAAGAAAUGUCGCACAACCGCCAGGUUCAAGCACAUCUUCAUUCUCAACAAACGAAAUUACUAAUGAUCAUAUGCAACCACCACUUGGAAUGCAGAGCAACAAUUCUUCAACUCCACAUUUUGAAGUAAGACCAUUUGAUUUAACCAAUCCAGAAAAUAAUCCCGUUGCAGCUAAACCAAAAAUUUCAGAACUCCCACUUACAGAAUUAACACCUCCACCAACACAUAGAGAUAGAGGUAAAAAUUUGCCACCAAAGAGACCAUCUUUAGUGAAUUCAAAUUCUUCCCAUUGUCGUUCUAACAAUGCUAUUGUAAUGACUGAUAAUACUUUAAACGAAAUUGAAGAUGAAACCAAACAACAAGAAAAUACUGAACCAAUGAGGGAGAAAGACCAACAGCCACGAGCCGCAAUUGUUGGAAGCUACGAUGCAAAGAUAGAUUUACCUCCUCCACCUAAACCGUUCAGGCAUAACAUUAACGAUAUACAUAAUCAAAGCAAGCCAAUUAACUUCCUACCUGCUCAUCCUGAAACAACUCUGAAUGAGGCACCACCGCCAGUGCCCAGAAGAGAAACUAAUGAAUCAUUGGGUAGUACGAGAAAGUCUCUAUCCAAGACAGAAACAAACUCAUCUUUCCAGUCUUCUCUAAGUUACAAUAGUGAGACAUCUGCAAAGGAACAAAUUCCGAGAGCAGCAAUCCUUGGUAGUUAUAAUGUCACUGUAGAUUUACCUCCCCCACCUCAACCAUUUAGAGGACACCAUGAAGAGCAUCCCUCCCAUGUUCCCAAUUCAACCUCCAAAUCUGAAACAUCUGCCCAAGGUGCUCGGAAUGUACCCCCACCUGCACCAAUGAGGAAGCCUACAAGUAGUAGCAUUCCGUCACAACCAAUCGUAACAUCAGAAGUACCAAAAAUUCAACCUCAUGCUGCUCUUCAAAGAGGACAAAUUGAGGUACAAGCUGAUCUUCCAGUUUCAAGUUUCCAGGCACCACCGAGACCGUUCAGACACCCUGGCCAAGAAGAGAAACCAAAGCAGCCAGAACCAAACAAUGAAAGAUGGCAAAGAAAGGACAUCAAGACAUCGAUCCCACCACCUGUUCCGAAGAAAAAGAACAUAGGGGCACCUGUACCAACCACCUUACCAUCUUCUUCUUCUUCUUCUUCUUCAACUUCUAAACUUGUCGAAAAGCCCUUACAGAGAGGUCAGAUUGAACUUCAUAAUGACCUUCCCGUAUCAAGUUUCCAGGCACCCCCAAGACCAUUUAGACAUGUUGAUACUUCAAGUAGUUCAAAAGAACUCUCAAAUACUUCAGAUGUAAAGCAUGAAGUAAUUAGGGGCUCCGCGAAAGAACACCAUGCUGAACAAAAGUUAUCGAACGAACCAGAAAAUGGUGACAUAAAACAUGGCAACUUCAUUGUUAAACCACCUAUGCCCAUUGCUUCCUUUGCACCCCCACCAAAAACUCCAAGAAAAAAAUUAAUCCCAGAGGACGAAGACGAGUUUUUUGAUGCUAAUGACAGCUCUCCUCCUUUUCCAACUCGAAGAACAAAGACGUCUGAUUCAUUUACUUCAAGAGGAGAUUAUACUAUGGAUUUAAAAAAGAAACAUGCACCUCCAAAAGUUAAACCUAAACCAAAAAAUUUAUCCUCAACUUCUGUUGCUUCGCAAGCGACUUCCAUUGAUAACAGUAAAACUCCUUCUAAGUCCUCAAGUAUUCUCGAGAUUGGUGAUAUCAGCACGGAAUUGACUCACCUAACUUUAAAGAAAACGAAUGGGAAAUUUUCCCAUCCUCAUCCACCUCCUGUUCCUAGAAAGAAGGAUGUACUAAAACCAACGCCACAGCCAGUUCCAAAGAAGAGAAGUUCCUUGAUAGAAAGUAAAACAGAUGUUGGGGCCCCUAAUGACCAAGAUGACGAUGACGACAUUAAUGACUUAAAUCCAUUUGAAAGAUACCUGAAAAACGCUGUCCCUCAGGAGAAAGAUAGACUACAUAAAUAG